AGUCAAUAUGAAGCCACGUGUCUCCUUUGAGUCCUAAAUCAUUCUUCUCAUCACAAUAAUUUAAACAAGUAUUAGCAUCUUACUCAGCUGAACUUUAAUCUUUCAGAAAGUGCUUAUGCCCUCAAAAUAUCUUCACAGCAUUUCCUGAUAACAUCUCAAAUGGUCUCAUUCUUCCCCAUAAGCAAAUUUCCACCAUAAAAAAUGCAAUGCAAUUGACAUUUCCCCACAACUACUAAAAAAGUUGUUUUAACGAGAAAAAGAAGAGGACAGCACAGCAUUUAUAUCUAAUGUGAUAUUGAAUGAUCUUUGUUGUGCUCAUGGCAAAAAAUACAAGUUCCUCCUCAGUCUUAGAAAAAUGGGAUUCUGUACCAAAUGAACAGCCAUCCGAACCCAUUUUUAAAACCCCUUCACCCUUUUGGAAUCAGGAUUUAUUAUACAGAAGAUCUAGACAAAUACGUGAAUCCAUGCCUGAUGUUGUCACAGAUGGAUUUAACUUGUAUACUUACAGGUAUGAUUUAGGCUCUGUCACAAGCCCAAACCUCUCAUGUGUUAUAGGAGCAAAUCAGAGCCAUCCUUCACCGAGUCUGAACUCUACUAGCAGUAGGUAUCUACCACCUUCAUCGAAAUUACUUGUCAGCGACCCACAUACGCUGCACAGUAUUGGAAGGGGCACUUCAUACUGGAGUUAUUUACCUCCAGAAAUAGGACAUGGACUUGUCAAAGGUUUCAGAAAGCUGCAUAAUCCACAAAUUGACCCAUUGUCAGCUUCAUAUUUUUAUAGAGGGGUUGUUAGGGAUGCUCCAAGAAGAGAUAUUCCAAAUGAGGAAGUCAAAAUGUACAUGCAAAAAGAGAGACCGAGAUAUUCACAUUGGUACAACGAACCACAAAGUUAUAGAAUCUGCACUAAAACAGAUCGUGAGAGACAUUGUGUCAAAAACAACCCACUGCUAGGUUCUUUAUUACAUACAGAUUCUAAUAAAGAAUAUUUUAAACACAGUAUUGAGUACAAACAUCACCAGCCGCUCACUUUGUACGACUCUACUCAUGCUGUGCCUGAAAAAUCACAGCGGGAAAGUGAAAAACAAACAAGAGAGGAGCUCCCCCUGCUGGUCUGGAGAGAAGAAGAAGCAGAAAAACACAAUCACCAAACAAACACUAGCUCACAGACUAAAUCCUCCUCUUCUGCCCUUUGGGUUCUCCGUCGCUUUGCAGAAGGCACUUUGGUGGAGCUCGAGGGCGGCCGGCUGAAGCGGGUGGAGGAUUUAAAGAUGGAGGAUUUGGAGCGGUGUGCUCAGUUACAUCCUGAGCUGACACUGAAGCGUUUCACUGUGUUGAAGAUGACUCCAUCACAGACCCCAACGCUCUCAUGUUUACGUGUGGAGAUUGAGCAUGACCGCUCACAGUUGUCACUGGAGGUGAGUGAAGGGCUGCCCUUCUUUGUUUGCGGUUAUGGCUGGUCCUCCUGUAACCCUCAACAUACAAGUCAAACCUGCAGACUACAAUGCCGCCGACUAAAGGUGGGUGACGUGUGCCUGGCACUGACGCAUAUGCCCACCUCUUCAUCUCAGCCUGCCAAUCAGAGCCUAGCUGAAGUUGGUGGAGAUCUAGCGUUCCCAAAGUGUCAUGCCGAAAACAACUCCACAAUGCAGAAAAAAAAACAAUCAAGAAAGAGACACUUCACAGCUCCUGAACUAAGCAGCUAAAGGCUAAGUCAUAUAUUGUAUUUUAUUUUAUUUUAUUUUUUUACUUUUUUAUAGAACAGAAGUCUUUGUACAUUGCAAAUACCAUCUUUUGCAAAUAUAACUGUGUACAUAUUAACUGCAAUAUUGCCAGUUCAACUACACUAUCGUUCAAAGGUUUAGGGUCAGUGAGUUUAUUAUUAUUUUUUUAUAAUAUAAACAUAAUAUAAAGACAAUAUUUUAUUUAUUUAAUUGGUCAAAAGUGGCAGUACACUUAUUUUUAUGUAAAAUAUGUGUUUCUUUGACACUUUCUAUUCAUCAAAGAAUCCAGCAAAGACAUAUCAUAAUUUCCAUACAAUACUAAGUAGCACAAUGUAUUUCAGCAUUGAUAGUAAUAAGAAAUAUUUAUUGAGUACCAUAUCAGCAAGUUAUAGUUAUUUAUUAAGUAUAAUGUGACAGACUGACAGUACAUGAAGACUGGAGUAAUGGCUGCUGAAAU
Messenger RNA from Carassius carassius (crucian carp), 2178 nucleotides. RefSeq lists its product as uncharacterized. Bases 300 to 1703 code for a protein of 467 amino acids. Gene Ontology annotation, molecular function: protein binding; RNA binding. Gene Ontology annotation, biological process: regulation of DNA-templated transcription. Lineage: Eukaryota; Metazoa; Chordata; Actinopteri; Cypriniformes; Cyprinidae. The record is from RefSeq and is a predicted model, not a curated record. The transcript is spliced from 2 exons.